AUGGAAUAUUCAUGUCUUCAAUUGAAUGAUUUACCAGAUGAAAUACUUUUGAUAAUCUUCAAGAAGGUGAACAACGUCGCUCUACUUUAUUCUUUAUUUGACGUUAAUAAGCGACUCAAUAAAAUUUUACAUGAUCCAAUUUUUACAAGUCAUUUGAGUUUACUAAACUGUCACUCGAGUGAUUGUAUUUAUCGAUUAUCUGGUACAAUACUUGAUCGAUAUUGUUUACAAAUUUUACCUAAAAUUCAUCAUAAAUUGGAAUGGCUUAAUCUUGAAUCAUCAUCAAUGACACGUAUUCUUCUUUGUACAGACUAUCCAAAGUUAUGUGGACUUGGUUUAUACAAUCUUGAUAGACAAAAAGCAAUACGACUCGUUUCUGAUGAAACUCUGUUAUUUCAUAAAUUUAAAAGUAAAAUAUUAUCACUUGUUAUCAAGAUGAGUCGAAAUGGCCAUAUAAGUAUUGAAGAAAAUGCGAACACAUUUAUAUUUACACAUAUUUUUACUAUGUUCACCAAUUUACAAUAUUUAAAUUUUGCUUCAUCUUGCAUGUCGUAUCAAAUAUUAUCAUUUGAUUUAUCACCCCCAUCUGUUUUCUCGUCAAAUCUAUUAGAAUUACAUGUCAAUUUGGAUCGAUUCAAUGAUUGUCUUUAUUUACUUGAUGGACGUUUCAAUCAACUUCGUAAACUUUAUGUUAAUAUUUAUGAAAUUAUUCCUUCACGCUUAGUAAUUGAUAAUAAAGAAAAACUUUCUAAUUUAAGAUGUUUUGGGGUAUACUCUGAUCUCGUUAUAUAUACAUAUGAUGAACUAAUUGUACCACUUCUACAUCGAAUGUCGAAUUUAGAUGAACUCACUUUGGAUUUGACAAUCUUGGACAGAAAAACAUUUGUUGAUGGAAACAACUUAAAAGAUAUUAUCGAUCAUAUGGUACAAUUAAAGAAAUUUACAUUUAAUAUUCAUUCGACCAUUACUCUUAACAAUCAAAUUAAUUUACCAUCCAAUGAAAAUAUUCAAAACUCAUUCAAAGAUUUUAAACAUAAUCAAAUUAUAUGUUGUGUUAAUUAUUUUUCAGAGAAAUUAGAAGGUCUAUGUCGUAUUUAUUCAUGUCCAUAUAUAUCGAAAGUGUGCAAGAAUAUAACAAAUAGUUUUUCAGGUGGAUUAUUUGAAUGUGUUCGUGAAAUAUCAUUAUUUGAUGAACAGCCUUUUGAACAUGAAUUUUUUCUUCGAAUUGCUCAGUCGUUUCCAUUGAUGAAAAAAUUAACAUUAGUUAAUAGAAAAGCACAAAAGAAUAAAUCAAAAGAUGAUCAUCAAGAUUUGACAAUCGCUAAAUAUUCUCAUCUUAAAGAUAUAGAUCUAUAUGAAGCUCAUGAAGAUUAUAUUGAACAAUUUCUGCUUAAUACUAAAACAUGGUUACUAUAUAAUGUCGAACUUGUUACUAAUCAUCAACUAUUAGAAAAAGUUACACACAAUUUUCGAAGAGAUGCAACAAGCAUUAAUUGUUCAAAAAUAGAUUAUUUGUAUGAUAAUACUAUUUGUUCACUUCCAAAACAUUUCAAUAAGUAUUUUUUUCAUACAUGUGCAAUUUAA
This is a messenger RNA of Rotaria sp. Silwood2, 1584 nucleotides long. NCBI's taxonomy places the organism in Eukaryota, Metazoa, Rotifera, Eurotatoria, Philodinida, Philodinidae. The record is from the annotation of a GenBank genome assembly.